Messenger RNA from Bacillus rossius redtenbacheri, 3207 nucleotides. Its product is annotated as oocyte zinc finger protein XlCOF6-like. Gene Ontology annotation, molecular function: DNA-binding transcription factor activity, RNA polymerase II-specific; RNA polymerase II cis-regulatory region sequence-specific DNA binding. Bases 490 to 2634 code for a protein of 714 amino acids. The transcript is spliced from 7 exons. NCBI's taxonomy places the organism in Eukaryota, Metazoa, Arthropoda, Insecta, Phasmatodea, Bacillidae. The record is from RefSeq and is a predicted model, not a curated record. Gene Ontology annotation, cellular component: nucleus. Gene Ontology annotation, biological process: regulation of transcription by RNA polymerase II.
UUAAGAAUUUUAAUUAUGUCGUCUAUCCAACCAAGUGCCUGCACCUAUUUUAUAGUUUUUUUUUUUAAAUUCAGCUAGUCAAAUUAAUAUAUGUUUACUCAAUUAGCAAUGUAAUUAUCAUAAUGUAGCUAUCUUAACCUAGCUAACGAUCUUUGCUGUUUUUAAUUUAACGUAAAACCAACAUAUUAAAAAGUAACAUACGUGUAGUGUCACUAUGCCCCUUAAUCAGAUAUUUAAAAGCAUAUCAGGCAGUGAUAAAGGCGUUUUGAAAAAUAUUUUUUGGGAAGGAGUCUUACCUUCAGAAUUACCAAUUUGAGUUUUUUUUGUUUACUAAUAGUCUAAGUAAUUACUGUUACUUUUGACGAGUAAAGUGCCGAAAUGAGAAUGUUAUAUGUUGAACUUGUAAGGCGUAUGUAAGGAGGUACUAUAUUUUUUAAUUUGGAGCGGAAGCCUGGAAAGGAAGUGGUUUUUCUAAAUAUCAAAGAGGAUAUGAAGGAACCGGCAGCGAAUGAAGACUUGAUGGUGAAGCAGGAGCCCAGUGAGAUAGUUUUCCCUCUAAUCAAAGAGGAGUCGGUGAAUGAACUGGCAACUCGCGAAGUCGGCUGUUCCGAGCAGAAGCCGUGCCAGGUAGUCUUCCCUCCAAUCAAGGAGUUGAAGAAUGAACCGCCGGCAGACGGAGGCGUCUGUGUGAAGCAGGAGCCGAGCGAGCUGGGUUUCCCGCCAAUCAAGGAGGAGUUGGAUGAACCAUGUGAAGACAGCUGGCAGCCAGAACCCGGCAGUUCCUCUGCCAGCCAGGACUACACUCUGUGCAAGCAACAAGUGAAGGAGGAGAUAACUAUAGAAGAGCACCCUAUAGCUGCAGCCAAAGCAGCUGAAUGGAAUGAACCACACAGCUGUGCUAGUCUCCAUAGCAACACUGCAUCUGACUACAUCGGACUCAGCUCACAAGACUUACCAGAUACCAGCAACUUAUUCAAGCCAGAAGUGACUUACAGUGACCCCACAAAAUUAUCAAGCUGUACAAACCGUUACCCGGGAUCCAAUGAAAAUAGUUGUGUUAGCAUUCAGAAUAUGUGCACAUGUAAACCAACACAGGAGGAGCACAUUUGUACACUAACUAAAACGAAAACUUACUCAUGUACAGUUUGUUCUGCUAAGUUUACCAAGACUACUGGUCUGAAAAAGCACACUCUUACACAUAUUGGAGAAAAACCUUUCUCAUGUAUUGAAUGUUCUGCUAAGUUUAAGUAUGCUAGUACUCUGAAGCAGCACACUCGUAUACAUACUGGAGAAAAACCUUUCUCAUGUACAGAAUGUUCUGCUAAGUUUAGCUAUGCUAAUAGUCUGAAGAAGCACACUGUUACACACAGUGGAGAAAAACCUUUUUCAUGUACAGUUUGUUCUGCUAGGUUUUACAAUGCUAGAAGUCUGAAGCAGCACACUUGGAUACAUACUGGAGAAAAACCUUUCUCAUGUACAGUAUGUUUUGCUAAGUUUACCUUGGCUGACAGUUUGAAGCGGCACACUCGCAUACAUACUGGAGAAAAACUUUUCUCAUGUACAGUAUGUUCUGCUAAGUUUACCCAGGCUAGUAAUCUGAGACAGCACAGUCUUACACAUACUGGAGAAAAACCUUUCUCAUGUACAGUUUGUUCUGCUAAGUUUAGCUAUGCUACUAGUCUGAAGCAGCACACUCGUUCACACACUUUAGAAAAAGCUUUCUCAUGUACAGUAUGUUCUGCUAAGUUUAGCUAUGCUAAUAGUCUGAAGAACCACACUGUUACACACAGUGGAGAAAAACCUUUUUCAUGUACAGUAUGUUCUGCUAAGUUUACCCUGGCUGGCAGUUUGAAGCGGCACACUCGCAUACAUACUGGAGAAAAACCUUUCUCAUGUACAGUAUGUUCUGCUAAGUUUACUUAUGCUUCUGUUCUGAAGCAGCACACUCUUACACAUGCAGUAGAAAAACCUUUCUCAUGUACAGUAUGUUCUGCUAGGUUUUACAAUGCUAGAAAUCUGAAACAGCACACUGUUACACACAGUGGAGAAAAACCUUUUUCUUGUACAAUUUGUUCUGCUAGGUUUUACAAUGCUAGAAGUCUGAAGCAGCAUACUUGGAUACAUACUGGAGAAAAACCUUUUUCUUGUACAGUUUGUACUGCUAAGUUUACCCUAGCUGAAAAUUUGAAGCGGCACACUUGCAUACAUACGGGAGAAAAACCUUUCUUAUGUACAGUAUGUUCUGCUAAGUUUACCCUGGCUGGAAGUUUAAAGGAGCACACUCGCAUACAUACUGGAGAAAAACCUUUUUCAUGUACAGUAUGUUCUGCCAAGUUUACCUUUUCUGGCAGUUUGAAGCGACACACUCGCAUACAUACUGGAGAAAAACCUUUCUCAUGUACAGUUUGUUCUGUUAAGUUUACCGAUGCUUCUAGUCUGAAGCAGCACACUCAUACACAUACUGGAGAAAAACCUUUCUCAUGUAUAGUAUGUUCUGCUAAGUUUACCCAGGCUAGUAGUCUAAGGCAGCACACUCUUACACAUGCAGUAGAAAAACCUUUCUCAUGUACAGUAUGUUCUGCUAGGUUUACCCGGGCUAGUCGUCUGAGGUGUCACACCCGUACACACAAAUGAGAAGAACCUACUGAUGUUCAGUAUAUUCUGCCAAGUUCAAAUCAGGCUAGUCUUCUGAGGUAACACAUUCAUACUCACACUGGAGGAAUUAUAUUUCUAAUAAAUAUAAUUUUUGUUAUAUUUAGUUAUGUGUCGAACACUCUUAGCGAAUAAUUCCGCCGUGCUACUGAAAACCUAUUCACAGCUGCGCGAACUUCCACUCUUAGCUUAACUUGCGCAACCUGUAUACGUCAACAAGGGGACUGACCUGCCGCUCGCAAGGUCGUCUGCCAGGACAGAUGGAGAGGGGUGUGGGGGGAAAAGGACCGUGUCGUCGCCCGCAGAUUACGGGUCGUAUAGCAGGCUGUGCAGGGGAAAGGGGGGGAAGAGUCCAGCUGACAGGGAGAAAGACACGCGCGCCUGAUACCGCGCUGCCUGCACGAACGUCGCACGGGAAAGGGUGGUCUCUAACACCGCGCGCAAACACAAUCCCAGCAGGACGUUAAAAGUUAAUACAAUUUUAAAAUACAAAGAGCAAUAUAACUACAGGGAGUAUCAGCGAUCAGUUCACAAUGUUAAAUUAAAAUCCAAAAA